Molecule: messenger RNA, 1707 nt
Organism: Anoplophora glabripennis (Asian longhorned beetle)
Lineage: Eukaryota; Metazoa; Arthropoda; Insecta; Coleoptera; Cerambycidae
Product: zinc finger MYM-type protein 1-like
Exons: 1
Coding region: 1-1707 (568 amino acids)
Source: RefSeq, a predicted model, not a curated record
AUGUCAAAACGCAAGACAUUACAAACACUCGAUUAUUUUUUGAAAUCCCUAACAAAUUCUGAGCAAUCAGAUGCAGAAAUACAGACGGACCUUGCUACCCAUGAAAGUCAGUCGUCUUCGCCAAGACAACAAAUAAUGCCAUCAUGUUCGAACUUUAAUAGACCUAUUCAGAAUACCGUUCUGUUGUCAUCUUCAAGUAUUUCUGUGCCUGAAAAUAAGAUGGAUACACAAUAUGUACAUCCACAACUACCACACAAACUUGCAGACACAGGCCCCAUUAACGAUAUUAGUCGAUUUUGCAAUAGAGUGCUGUCUCACGCCGAAAAAAUUAAUGUUUUAAAUAAUGUUUGGAUUCCAAGUGCAACUUAUGUAUUUCCUGUAAUACUCUCAGGACCUAAUAAGAAAAAACUAAAAUUUCAGCACACUUGGCUUAGCAAAUGGAAUUGGUUAGCUUAUUCUGAAAUUGAGAACGGGUGUUACUGCAAAUAUUGUGUUGUAUUUUCCAAAGCUGGGGCAGGAGUAAAUGCCCAAAGUUUAGGUGCGUUGACAAAGAAUAAGUUUGAUAAUUGGAAAAAAGCUAUUGGGGUUUUUGAAAAGCAUUCACUUGCCCAAUAUCAUUUAAGAUCACUUAGUGACGCUGAUAAUUUUCUUAAAGUUGAUAGAAAUAAUCUUCUUUCCAUUGAAAAUAAACUAUCUGCAGAUAGAACAGCGAAAAUACUUAAAAACAGACAGAAAAUAAUUCCUAUAAUUGAAGCUGUAAUUCUUUGCGGUAUACAAGAAAUUGCAUUACGAGGUCAUAGAGAUUCUGGAAAAAUCACAACAGAUGACGGUGACAAAGGUGAGGGUAACUUUCGCGCAAUACUAAGAUACCGAGCUAAAGGGGAUGAAAUCCUGAAAGCUGCUUUAGAAGGACCAGGCGAAAGAAAUAAGUACAUUAGUCCUUCUAUUCAAAACGAAAUUAUCAAUUCUUGCAACUCAUUGAUCCUUGAGAAGGUCGUUUCUGAAGUAAAUACCUCGAAAUGUUUCUCUGUCUUAGCCGAUGAGACGGCAGAUAUUUCAGGAGUGGAACAAGUCUCACUAUGUGUUAGAUAUGUUGACAUGACUUCAAUCAAAAUUAAGGAACACUUUUUACAAUUUGUCCAAACAGCAGACCUUACAGGAAGUGGCUUGGCAGCAAUUAUCAUGGACAAUCUGCGCAAAUGGGGUAUCGAUACCAAAUACCUAAAAGGGCAAGAGUAUGAUGGAGCAGCUGCCAUGUCUGGUAAAUUUAAUGGGGUUCAAACUCAUAUAAAGCGCGAAUAUCCAACUGCAUUAUAUGUACAUUGCGCUGCUCAUAGCCUUAAUUUGGCAGUUUCAAAAGCCAGCGAGGUGUCCGAAAUACGCAAUUGUUUAGGUACAGUUGGACAAGCCCAUAAUUUUUUUAUAUAUCCAAAACGCAAAGAUGUUUUAAAUAGGGUUCUGGCAGAGGCAGAAACAACACCUAAGACAAAAACUUUGAAAGGAAUGUGCGCUACACGGUGGAUCGAGAGAUUUGAGUCCAUUAGUGAUUUCAAAGAAAUUUACCUAUACGUGGUUGAUGCACUUUCUGAAAUUGCAGAAUGGGCAGAUAGAGACACUGCAAAAGAAGCAAGAUCUCUUAUGAACAGCAUAGCUCAAGGAAACUUUAUCACUACAUUAUUUGUGACUAACACAAAACUUUUGUGUUAG